AUCGGAACCAAAAGCGCGCCAAGGAACCCGAGAGACCAAAACCCUAAUUUCGCCGACGAGAAAACAUGCCGGAGCUUCCGGAGGUAGAAGCGGCGAGGAGAGCGAUAGAGGAGAAUUGUCUUGGAAAGAAGAUCAACCGAGUCAUCAUCGCCGACGACAACAAAGUGAUCGAUGGAAUCUCGCCGUCCGAUUUCCAGAACUCAAUCCUCGGCAAAACCAUCGUCUCUGCUCGUAGGAAGGGCAAAAACCUCUGGCUCGAGUUAGAUUCUCCUCCCUUUCCUUCUUUCCAAUUCGGUAUGGCUGGUGCUAUCUCUAUCAAAGGCGUUGCUGUUACUAAAUAUAAAAGGUCUGCUGUUAAGGAAUCAGAGGAGUGGCCAUCUAAGUACUCUAAGUUCUUUGUCGAGCUUGAUGAUGGUUUGGAGCUUUCAUUUACUGACAAAAGGAGAUUUGCCAAAGUUCGACUUUUAGAUAAUCCGCUUUCUGUGCGUCCCAUAUCAGAGCUUGGUCCUGAUGCGUUGUUGGAGCCUAUGACAGUUGAUGAAUUCGCCAAAAGCUUAGCUAAAAAGAAAAUAACCAUAAAACCUCUCCUACUUGAUCAGAGUUUCAUUUCAGGUAUUGGGAAUUGGAUCGCUGAUGAAGUGUUGUACCAAGCCAGAAUCCACCCGUUGCAGACUGCUUCUAGCCUCUCCAAAGAGCAAUUUGAAGCCUUACACACAUCCAUCAAAGAGGUGAUAGAAAAAGCUGUGGAAGUUGAUGCAGACAGUAGUCAGUUUCCUAGUAACUGGAUUUUUCAUGCCAGAGAAGAGAAGCCAGGAAAAGCUUUUGUUGAUGGGAAGAAGAUUGAUUUCAUCACUGCUGGUGGAAGGACAACAGCUUAUGUUCCAGAGCUGCAGAAACUCUCUGGGAAAGAUGCGGAGAAAGCAGCCAAAGCUAAACCGGCUAAAAGAGGUGCAAAACCAAAAGAAGAUGAUGGAGAUGGAGAUGGAGAAGAAGAUAAAGAAGAAUUGGAGAAAGAAGAUGAUGGUGCUAAACUGAAGAAAGGACAGAAACCUAAGGGUCGUGGUAAGAAGCCUACAUUGAAGAGAAAAACAAAGGAUAGUGACGAGGAAGACGAUGAUGAUGAUGGUGGAGAUGACAGUGAGGCUGAAGAGAAAGACAUCAAACCCAGAGGCCGUGCUACAAAGCCUGCAAUUAAGACGAAACCUAAAGAGAAAGGUGGUAACAAGAAGCCGAAGGGAAAGAAAAGUUAA
Eruca vesicaria subsp. sativa (arugula) is the source of this 1250-nucleotide messenger RNA. Lineage: Eukaryota; Viridiplantae; Streptophyta; Magnoliopsida; Brassicales; Brassicaceae. The record is from the annotation of a GenBank genome assembly.